UAAAUAAUAUUAAUAACAUACUUUCAGUGUAAUAAUCAUGAUUCACAAGGAAUUCUUGCCCCUCCAAGAGAAGGUGGAGAUGUACUUCAAGGUUGACUUCAAGACUAGGUUUAAUAUCUUCGCAAAUGCAUUUAUGAAGAAAUAUAACGUGCCGAAUAAGUACUGCUGGUGCACUAUUUGCAAGGUAUCUACACUUGAUGAAGAUAGAUUUGCCUUUAUCAGACGCUACCAAACUACUCUUUCAAGCACUCCUUACUACGAGAGGAUUAUUUAUGAUAGGAAAGGAGAGGUUAUAGAGGCCCAAAUGCUCGAUGAUGAGACUAAAGGUGACCUCAAAAUAGCUGAAAAAUGAGUCUACCAAGCUAAAGGCGACAAUGUUAUCUAUGAAACCUUCCUCUACAAAAAUCCUGGAUGGAAAUCCUGGAUCAGAACCAAAAUGCAUUCUUGGGGUGUCGACACUAUGAAUGGACUUCUAGAAAAGGAAAAGGAGAUCUUCAGGAAGAAGAAGGAGGAAGUCCUAGCUGCCAAGAACAAGAUGCUGGCUAAAAAGGAGGAGUUCACUCAGAAAAAUAAAGAAGAGCUUAGACACAAGAAGGAGGAGUUAGUCCAAUCAGUCAAAGCUUUAACAAAGUUCAAAAGAAGGGAAGACUAGUUGUAAAU
Molecule: messenger RNA, 660 nt
Organism: Moneuplotes crassus
Lineage: Eukaryota; Ciliophora; Spirotrichea; Euplotida; Euplotidae
Source: the annotation of a GenBank genome assembly